GGACUGAGGGUGUGGGGUGUAUAGCCAAAUACUCCGCUUUCCCCAGCGUGCACGGCACUAUUCUGCCCAGCUUGGUCUCUCCCUGUUGUAUUUUUUUUGCAAGGUGGUACCCCGUGGAUGGAUCGUGUGUGGUCGCUGUAUCUGGACUCGGAUUCGAAUGAUCGACUCGAACAUGACAGCACUGGUCCCGUGGUGCGUACGAAAAUGGGCGGGGAUAUACUCGGGCUGCUCAUCGUUUCCUGUUUUCUUCCCUCCCUCUCCUGACCGUCGUCGCAUGCUUGCGACGCUACUUAGAUGGAUCGCACUCCGGGCCAUUCCCGCACCUCGUCGGUGAACUCUCACUCGCACUUCCACCAUUCUGCCGCCGCCUCGUCCCGGUACAUACUGGCAGGCAUGAGCUCUCCCAGCCUCGAGCCCCCCUCCGCUCCUUUUGCCGGCCGGCGCGAAUCCACACGCUCGUUCUCCUCUGGCGAUAUCCCGCUGUUGAACAACUCGCCGUCACUCUCCAUCAACUACCUCCCUUCCAAGUUCUCUAGCUCCGUCGUCGGGCGACGCAAGCGCAAUGGCAAGGGCGCCGGCGGCUACAUGGUGCCCAAGCAGGGCGGUGGGAGAGAAGCGUUCAAGAGCAACGAGGCGCGCAUGCCCGGAGAAGGCGACGAUGACUACGAUGGCGUCGAAGUCUUUGGGAACAAAGAGGGCGGUCGUACAAAACCGAAGGCACGGUGGAACAGGUUCAAGUGGUGUCUUUUCCUCUCGAACUUGCUCUUCUCGGCGUAUUCUCUCGCCGGCCUGAUUGCCUGCCUACUCAUCUGGUUCAACGUUUGGACCCAUGCCGACAUUAUCCGUGUCGGCAACACCACCGAGCUCAUCAUCAGUACGACUGUUGCCUCGCUCGCAGUACUCACUUCCGUCAUUGGCUGGUCCGGUAUCAUACUCAACAACCGGGCUUUCCUCGCCUGGUACUCGUUCCUCCUUUGGAUCUGCUUCGCGCUACUUGUUACCCCCGGCUACAUAACCUACAAGAAGCGCACCUUCAACCUCGAGGGCAAGAUCAACUCCCAGUGGUCUCGCUCCCUUGGCCUUUCCGGUCGUCUCCGUAUCCAGAACCAGCUCGGCUGCUGCGGCUACUUCAAUCCCUUCGUAGAGGCGACCGUCAGCCAGACGUGCUUUGCCCGCAGCGUCCUGCCCGGAUGCAAGGGCCCAUACCUCAGAUUCGAGCGCAUGGUCCUCGAGCGUUGGUACACCGCCGCCUUCAGCGCUGUCCCCGCGCAGCUCAUUGUGAUGAUCACCGCGCUCCUGUGCUCGAACCACGUCACGUAUCGGUUCGGCAAGGGCAUGAUGCCCAAGGCAUAUCGCCUCAACAUGAACAGCAUGGCCGUCAUCAUGGACAACUACGCCAGCAACUCCUCCAUCGUUUUUUCUCGGCAAGUUUGGAAUGUGAUGUGAGGCUAUAGGUGGGGGGAGGAGAGAACAGGGUAAUGGAGAAGUGGUGGCUUUUCUUUUUUUUCUUUUUAUUCCUAUACCUACAUCGGACGCUCUAUGACGGCACCGUUGUGUGCAAGGCGCACGGACUCUGAUACACUACAAACACACCCGUUCUUUGUUACUGACUUUCGCGCUUCAGAUACCUUCAAUGCCAUUCUGGAUUAGCUGAC
Molecule: messenger RNA, 1655 nt
Organism: Phanerochaete carnosa HHB-10118-sp
Lineage: Eukaryota; Fungi; Basidiomycota; Agaricomycetes; Polyporales; Phanerochaetaceae
Exons: 4
Coding region: 295-1446 (383 amino acids)
Cellular component (GO): membrane
Source: RefSeq, a predicted model, not a curated record